AGUUUAAGUUGUUUUUCCAGGUACCGGUUGACUUCGGAGCUUCUUAACAGCUUGCCUGUGUAUUUCACUAGGAAAAAUACUCUCGCUGCUGAAUUUUACCUCCCUCUAAUGGAUGGUUAGGGGUGACUUCAGGGAGGGCCUGAAGCAGGCUGCUGCUCAACAGAACAGUGGGUAGUCGCAUAGUGAGGAAGAGAAGCCCUUAAAAGGCAACCUGAUUACCGUUAUGUUCAACCGUAUCAGCCAGCAACAGUUCAGCUGCUCUAUCAGAACUGUCUGCUGAUAUUCCUUUCUAUGCAGUGUUUCAAAUAAAUGAUGUGGAAUAGUCAGUUAGAUUUACCUUUUUUUUUUAUCUUUUUUUCAUACUGCAAAAAUUUGUUAGUUCACAAUUUUUGUGGGGUAGGAUUGUAUCUGGAUUCCUUUGAGUAAAAGCUGUAGUAAGUUAAGUAGAAGUUUUAAUAUUUAAUAUGUCAAGCAUUUAAUCACUUUCAUGAUACAUGCUGUCAGUUAACAUUGAGUAUUUCUUGAUAGGGGAUUUACUUUAAAUGCUUUAAAUUUGUGUUAGCUGUAUAAUUCAUGUCCCCGUUAUGAAAAUGCACAAGAAUACUACAAAUUGUAAGUGUAAAACAAUAGGAAUAAUACUUCUUUGAAGUACAUAGAUCAGCAGAUAGAGAUUCUAAGUUCAUGGUUCUGAAGUCUACACCAGAAACAUUUUUAUAUAGUAGAAAUUCAUUGCUAAAGCUGCAAAAUGAUAAAUAACUUUAUUGUAAUCACAUUAACAACAGACUUAAAUACAAAACAAAAUGAAAUAUGGGUAUCAGUCCUACCCUUCCUCCUUCUUCUGUUUUACUGACGGGUAACUAAAGACUUGUAGAAUUUCAAGCUGAGAAAAAACAGUAGUUUAUUGGGUUGAAGAAGUGUAGUAUGAUGUAGUAAGAAGUGUGUAUUAUGUAGUUUGCCUUCUGUCUUUCUCAGGAAAAAAAAAAAACUGCUUAUUUCUAGGAAGCAGUAAUUCUGUAGCUUUGUAUUUGAAAGUUCUCAUCUAAUUGACUCUGUAUUUGGCUCUGCAUUGUAUGACACAUUUCAAAUUAGAAAUAAGCAAAAAACCUUACAGCUUGCAAAGGCAUCACUCCUGAUUUGAUAUUGCAAGAGUUGGAAGCCUCCCGAAUUAGAUACGUGCAGUAAUUCAAAAUCCUGUGCAUUUAUUUGUAGCGGCUUAUAGUUUUUAAAACUAUGAAGAAGCCAAGUUUUUAUUCACAAGUGGACAUCUAGGCAUGCUUUUAUGUAUGCAUGGUUUGAUUCACAGAAACCUUAGCCAUGUUAUCUUUCUACUAUGCUGGGUGAGGGAUUGAUAGGAUGGAAUACGCUUCUUUGUUUCUCAGAGCUGAAGUGUAGUAGUAGGCUCAUAUCAAUAAGACUGUAUGCUCAUUUUGCAACUACAUAGAUUCAUCUAAAUUGAACUGAUGAUGAUAUAUUAAAAUGUUGGUUAACAUUACUCUGAAAGAUCUGACAAAAUAGUUGCACGUUCUUCUGUAACAGAAUUGUAAUGUGGGUUCUAGAGUCAGAAGAAAUCUUGUUCAUCAACCAGUCUUUGUAGCAGGGCCUGGAAACCUGGCUUUGUCUUUCAGUUAUAAGGCCUUAUUUUCUUCAUCACCACAUUAAGCCUUAUUCCUUUCAAAAUCGUCUAGUCAUAUUAAAAUUGCUAUGAUGAAUGCAUUUUGAAAUCACAAAUACUCAGUUAAAAUAGCUUUUAGCAAGCUGGCUCAAUUGCUUAGGAUAAUAAAGCUAUUUACAGAGUGUCUGAACUUGUAAAUCCUAAGAGGAAUGAUUUUCAGAAUCAGGUAAAUUUUUUGUAUUUGUUCUCAAGAUGCAUGUGUCUACACUUGAGGGCAGAAUAUAUUUUAAUGUUUCUUCCAGAACAUUCAUGAGAAUAUAUUUCUUUGGUGUAAGUUUCAUUGUUUUUCAUGAACUGUGAAUUUUCUACUUCAUCUUUUUGAUAUGAACAGCGAUACCAGCAUCUCUUGCAAUCUGUGAUAGGUGAACUCUGUUUUCCUCAAAGUAAUGAUUUUUGCAUGUUGUUUCACAGCAGGACAUGGUCCAUGAUCAGUAGUGUCAGAACUUCUUAAAUGUUGGAUGGCUGAGCAUCGAUUGAAUCAGAAUCAAUUUCACUUAUUUCUCUGUUUAGUUUAAAUGCAUGUUAUACUGUUUACACUGAUACUACGUUUUUGUGCUGGUUUCUGAACUCAGACAAAAAAGUUGUACCAUAGCUUAGUUAAGUUAAAACUAUUUGAGCAAAGUAGAACUGGCAGGUUGAAUUUGCUUAUCAUAAUGUAACGCAUCAGACCUUGCUUUCCACUAAAACCAUUGGUUUAAGCUGUAAAGACAGAUUUAAUUGUAUUAUUGAACGAUGGCCUUUAGACAACAAUGUAAUAAGACCUUCAUUGACAAUUUAUACUAGUUAAUGAGGAACAUUGGCCUAAGUUGGAGUCAUUUGCAGUUGAUUAUUUAACUUUUUGGGAACUGAAGAUUGCAUCUAAUAAGUGAAACUUGUUUUAUAAGACUAAAGGUUAAAUAUCACAAUUAUUCUGUAUUGUGAAGAUGAACUUCUACAUUUGAUUUUAUACAAGUAGAGGAAUAUAUUUAACUUUGUCCCAUGUACAUUUUCGUAAUUAAUGGAAACUGUAAAACCUUGACAUUUUUCAUUUUCAUUGAAUAAAUGGGAAUGUUUUCAAUUCUAAUAAUGAUAGGUUGAUCAUGAAAAUUAUGUUUACUUACAGAGAGAACAGGAAAUGAGAAUGGGUGAUAUGGGUCCUCGUGGAGCAAUUAACAUGGGAGAUGCGUUUAGCCCAGCACCUGCUGGUAACCAAGGCCCUCCUCCAAUGAUGGGUAUGAAUAUGAACAACAGAGGAACUUUGCCUGGCCCUGCAAUGGGUCCUGGUCCUUCCAUGGGACCAGAAGGAGCUGCAAAUAUGGGAACACCAAUGAUGCCAGAUAAUGGAACAGUGCAUAAUGAGAGAUUCCCUCAAGGAGGUCCAUCACAGAUGGGCUCACCUCUGGUUAGUAGAACGGGCUCCGAAACUCCUCAGCCGCCCAUGAGUGGUGUAGGUACCGUGAGUGGUGGACCUGGUGGCUUUGGUAGAGGAAACCCAGGGGGCAACUUUGAAGGACCUAACAAGCGUCGCAGAUACUAAAACUUACUUCAUUCCUUGCUGUUAAGAAAUUCCAGUAAACAUACGGUGAUAUGCCUUUAUAAUUUUAGCUGUUAUCUGGAAACGGUUUUAUUGUUACUGUAGUCUUUAAAACAGUUUCUUUUGUAAAACUUUUUUGUAUUCAGUCAUAGGCUUUGUAGUAUAGAGCAGAAAUUAUGCAGAUCAUUAUGUAAGGCAAUGUGUUUGUGACUAGCAAAAUACAGUGUGUGACUAUGCUGUAAAACAUGCGGUUAUCUGAUUACAAUAAAAUAUACAAUACACAUGAAAGGAUUUUGGGAAUGUUAUUACAAAUACUGAGUGAGAAUAAUUUUAUGCUUGGUUAUAAGUGGCAUCGUUUUCAUUCUUAGUGUGUGUCGAAAAUUCCGUUCUUAGUGAAUCUGUUCAGCUUGAACUGCAUGUAGCAGUGCGUACUAUGAACAAUUUACAUUGCAACUGCUUAAGUUUGCUUCAACUUUUGAAGAGCAUAAAGUUUUAUACAAAGUGUUCUUAUAAGGAUACUGUGUCUUUUUAUCUCAGCUUCCCUCUGCAAAUUUAGUCUGACAGUGUUUGUCCUAUCAAUCACUGGAAAAAUUUAACUUUGACAGAAAAAUAACUUCUGGAAAAGAAACCUGUAUGUUUUCUUUGUUCACGAUGGAAUGAAUGAAUUUAUCUAAGAAACAUUGUUGUGAUAUGUUCUAAUGAUUGUUAAAGUAUCCUGGCAUUGCAAGGGAAGGAAGCAUUUGUGCAAGCUUAUUUAAAACCUUUUGAUGUAUGAUGUAUCACUGUAGGUAUACACCAGUACUUAUUUCCCCCAGUGGUUGACAUGAAACAAAUCUGUUACAACAAUUCACUGUUUAAUUCGAAGACAAGUGUUCUCUGCUGGAAUGAUUGUUCACUCAUAGGUAGAGGAUUCAUAUGCUUCUAGAAGGACUGCACAUUAGUAUAUGAUUCUAAGAUUCUUGACGUGGUUUUACUGAACAAUGAAUGUGGAAAACACUCAUUUUCAACAUUUCAGGCUAGCUUUGCUGAUCAGGUCUUAAGAUGGAACUAAUGAUAAAACUGCUAGGACGCUUACUGUAUUCAAACUUCAUCAGUCAUGGAAGGUGAUGGAAAAGGCCUAUUGGUUCUAUUCCUGUAAUGGCAAGAAAACUGAGAUGUUUUUGAUUACUAUUGCUUUUUUUUUUUCCUGUGAAAGUAUUAGUGUUCUGUUUUUAUCUGUUCGCUUCAUGUUUUCACAAGUAGAAAAGAUGAAUAUUAUUUGCAUGAAUAGUGGUAUUAAAUUGAUUCAAAACUAA
Molecule: messenger RNA, 4480 nt
Organism: Meleagris gallopavo (turkey)
Lineage: Eukaryota; Metazoa; Chordata; Aves; Galliformes; Phasianidae
Source: RefSeq, a predicted model, not a curated record